GGCAGCAUGACAGUUGCUUCUGUUCCCGGCCUCGGCUCCAGCUCCACUUCCUGCCUGCCAUAACUUUACUGUACACAGUCCCGCAGGACCCCGUUCACACCAGCGGCUCCUCUCACCUGAUGAACACAACGCCGUCCCCAAUUUGGCCAUGCCGCAGCAGGAGCAGCAAGAAUUCACGGAGAGCCUGGAGGCGGCCCUCUCUUGGAUGCGGGCUGUCCAGGAGAGGCUAAAGGCCAAUGACAACACCCAAGGGCCCCGUGAUGCCCUGGAAGCCCGACUCAGGGAAACGGAGAAAAUCCAUCAUUCAGAGCACGAAGGUCGUGUGAAGAUGGACAUGGCACUGGUAGCAGCAGAGAGCCUUUUGCAGAGCGAUGAUGAGGAGCUAAGGAACCACACCCACGCUAAACUGAAAGACCUGAAAGCCCUGUGGGAGGAGACAAGCACCUAUAUCAUCCACUGUCACAGUCGGAUCGAGUGGGUAUGGCUCCACUGGAGUGAGUACCUGAAGGCCUAUGAGGAGUUUGAACAGUGGCUGACGCGGCAGCAGCGCAGCCUGGAUGUAGGGAUGGAGCUUCAGCUGGGGGUGAAGGAGAAGCUGUGGCAGGUGGAUCAGCAGAGGGUUGUGGUGAGCGACGUUCACGGCCAAGCGGCACUGCUGGAGAGGCUGCUGGAUGAGGCUGCUGCACUGCACAACAGGACCCAGGACCCUAGUGUGGAUCCCCAGGCCCAGGAGGGAAUGCAGGAGGACUACAUCGAUGUGAGGGACAGGGCUGAGGAGCGGCUGUCGCUGCUUCAGAAGAUCGCUGAGGAACACCAGACGUACCAAGGCUGCGUUCAGAGGUUCCAGUCCUGGCUGCUGUCAAAAACCAAGGAACUAACUGAUCUGAUGGAGAGGGAAGAUACCGCUGAAAACAAGCUGAAAGCCUUGCAAGCUUUGGAUGAUAGUGUAGCCAGUGAGGAGAAAACCCUGCUGCACAUAGAGUCCAUGGCAGAGGCUGUGAGGGCCAACACGUCUCCUGCAGGGGCAGAGAUGGUGGUGGAGGAGGCAGAGGAGCUGAGGCUGGGCUGGCAGAGGCUGAGACAGGGCCUCUGUGAAGCAGAGGACGGCCUACGCUCCAGUCUAGACUCCCACAGUCAGUAUAUGGCCAGAUGUCAGCGGCUAGGAGAGGACAUCGGGCGUCUUCGACUGCUGCUCCAGGGGCUGGACCAGGAACUGGAGGAGGGCCGCGAGGCUGGUGACCGCAGUGACCACACCGAGGAGCAGAUGGUGGGCCAGUGGAGGACGUACAUGGGUGUGAAGAACACUCUGGUUGGGGAGGAGUCCCAGGUGGAGCACCUCAAGGCUCAGCUCAAGGAGCUCUUCAGAUACUCAGGGGACUCGCGCUACCUUUCUGAUGAUGUGCUGGCUGUUGUGAAAGAGCAUCAGAGUGUGAAAUGCAGAGCAACGCGUCUGUGUUCAGAGUCAGAGUCGGGGCUGAGGAACAUCCUCCAGGACCCUCUGCUGGUCUACGCCCAAUGGAGCCACAUGGUGUCUCAGGUUCUGGAGGCUUCUGCAGAGGUCACUGAUUUCUCCAACAUCGCCAUGCUGGUCCAGAAUAUCGAGCGACUGUUGAGGGACAGUGUCCAGCUGCAGGAGCGUUUCAGUCUUCUACAGGUCAAGGGAGACCUGCUGGACUCUGUGUUUGGCCCUGAACAUUCUGAUGGCCUACAGGGCGAGCUGAGCGCUGCCAUCAGGAACAGGGAGCUGUUGCAUGCUCAGCUGCUGCAGAGGAAAAGCAGACUGCAGGGCUUAAUCUCAAGAACCAAGGACUUUGGUGAUGCCUAUGAGUUGAUUCGCUCCAAGCUGGCCAGUCUCCGAGACCGACUGGUAGCAGCUGACACCCUCCAGCCUGAUAUAUUGGCCAAGAAAAGCCAGUCAGACCAGUUCAGAGUGAUCCAGAAGGACCUAGAAGACUGUGAUGCUCACAUCACAGUCUUGGAGACUCUAGUGUCCUCCAGUCCCAGCAACAGGACUCAGUUUGAGAGACUCUGUGCUGACUGGAAACAUCUUCACACAGCAGUAAGGAUGAAGGUACAUGAGAGUGAGGAGAGCAUCGCCGAUCAUGAAAGCUUCCAUGACAGUUUUCUGAAUCUAGAGAAAUGGCUGAUGAUCAUGAAGCAGAAGCUGGAGUCUUUCCGCAGCUCAACAGGAGAGUGGAGCAUAGAGGGACGACAGCAUGAAGCAGAGAGAGCGCUUGGAGAGUUCCCCGAGAAGGAGCUUCAGCUGCAGCAGAUGGAAGCACAGGGUCAGGGGGUUUUGGAGAGGACCUCAGAAGAGGGAAGAGUCCACAUCAUACGAGACAUGGAGCACCAACGCAAAUCCUGGUUGUCCCUGUACAAUUUGAGUCUUAACCUUCACAGACUGCUGAAUAGCUCCACAGAACAGACAGAGGCUGAUAUGUGGAGGGUUACAGGCUCAUCUGCAGACAGCACGACCCUAACUGCAGAGAACAUUGUAGGGGAGGAGGAUAGCCAGGUCAGAACAGGAAGCUCCAGAAGUCAAAGAGGCCAACAAAGAUCCCAGUCAGGUGACGUGUACGGAGCCUUGGCCUUCUCUGGGCUUGGAGGAGAGGGAAGUCUGGAGGGCCAUGUGGGACACAUGGGUACUGUUGGCCAGAGUGGGUGGAUUGAAGGCCAUUCCGAGGGUCAUUUUGUUCCGUCUGGAGAAUAUAAUGAGCAUCUCCGAUUGUCAAGAACUGGGAAGGAUGGUGGUCCUUCGUUUGGAGGAGAUGAAAUAGACUCCUCUGCUUGGGGCCUUCACAGCAGAAAAGGCCAGAGAGCUUCCAAAGACUCCACCACAGAUGGAGGUCCUGAGAGUGAAAAGUCAGGAGUGGGUGAACGCAGCAUCUCAGCAGGAGAUAAAGGACGAUCAGUCAUAAUCACAAAGGUCAAUUAUGGGGAAGGGAGCAGUUUGAGCUCUGGAAAUAGCAGCAUGGAGGCAGGAGAGGGCUUGAGCCAAGGAGGAGGAGCUUUCAUACAGUUCAGGAGGAGUUCUGCCCAGCAGCAGUCGGUGGCAUCGACUCAACAUUCAGCGGGUGGGACAGAACAGUAUGAAUCCAGGUGGAGGGAGUUUGAGGCUUGGCUGUGUCGGGAGAAUGAAGUCCUCUCAGGGAUCCUCGGUACCAAGGGAGCAGAACUCAGUGCCAAAGAACAAAAGAUCCGACAGGACACACUCAAGGCUCUGAGAGCAGGCGUGGCCUGGGGCCAGGAGCAGUUCCAGCAUUUACUCCAGGAGAGUCAGGAAGGAGGGACAGGUUCGGGACAAGCAGAAGAUGCGAGCCUAGAAGACCUGCGUUACCGCUGGGUGCUCUACAAGUCUAAGCUGAAGGAUGCGGGAGAUUUCCGAGCUAGGACCAGUGCCAAGAAAGUCCAGGCCAAACAGGAGGAGCCAGCCAGCGCUGCCAAGGUGCAAAAGAGGCCUGGGCUGCUGCUGCGGGUCUGUCGGCUGGCUCUGCCCCUUUGGCUCCUCCUACUGGCGUUGUUGCUGCUGGCGUUCCUAUUGCCCCUCAUGGAUGAAGGUAACAGCUGCUCGCUCUCCAACAACUUUGCCCGAUCUUUUAACAUCAUGCUGCGUUAUGACGGACCGCCACCCACAUAAGGAUAACUUCACCCAGUCAACAACAAGAUACCGAUCUCACUCCUGACGACUCCCAUUGGAAAAUGUCAACUAUUUAAGAUCCCGCAUUUCCUGUUAAUCAUGUGACUGUAACAGUACACAAACAGGACCGAGCAGCCUUCAGAUCAGUCUGAAGGCCAUGCAGCGUCAUGCAGACAUUAGUUAUAAUAUCUGGUUUGAAAACUUAUCGCUUCUAUAACAGUGUUGACAUGCUUUUUUUUUUUCCUUUCUUUAAUGUCCUCUGUGCUAUAAUGGGUUACCACUUAUGAAUGAAAUCCAAAUCAGACUUUACCAAAUAGGGUAGCACGCACAAACGUCAUUGUUCAUUCUGUGCUACACUGUCAAAUGUUUCUGACAAUCAUGAUCAGUUCUCUGUAUAACAUAAUUCACCACCAUGGAACCACAAUUAUGAAUUGGGAUGAAAAUUCCAGGCUAACAAAUUAACAGAGUACUGAAGUACACUAUAUUGCCAAAAGUAUCGGGACAUCUCUCCAAAUCAUUGAGUAAAAGUUUUUUGGUCCCUUCCAUGGCCACAGGUUUAUACAAUCAAGCAUCUGUGCAUGCAGACUGCUUCUAUAAAUAUUAAUGAAAGAUGGUCAACUCUCAGGAGCUCAGAGAAGUCAAGCUUGGUAAUGUUGAUAGAAUGUCCCCUGUGCAAUAAGUUCAUUCAUGAAAUGUCUUCACUACCAACUGAUAGUAGUUUUAUUACAAAGUGGAAGCAAUUUGGAACAACAGUAACUCAACCAUGAAGUGGUAGCCACGUCAAAUCAGGCCCCACAGUGUACAGAAGUCAUCACCUUUCUGCAGAGUCGGUAGCUACAGACCUCCAAACUUCCUGUGGCCUUCAGAUUAGCUCAAUAUCAGUGGAUAGUGUUUCAUUUAAUGGGUUUUAAUGGCUGAGCAGCUGUAUCCAAGCCUUACAUCAAUGCAAUGAAAAACUUUGCAUCCAAGAGCAUAAAGCAUCUGCCACUGGACUCUAGAGCUGUAGAGACUGUUCUCUAGAGUGAUGAAUCAUACCUCUCUGUCUGGAAAUCUGAUGGACACGUCUGGGUUUGACAGUUAUCAGGAGAACAGUACUUUCCAGACUGAAAUGUGCCAUGUGUAAAUUUUGGUGGAGGGGGGUUUACGGUGUGGGGUAGUUUUUCAGGGGUAGGGCUUGGCUCCGUAGUUCCAGUGAAAGGAACUUCAAGACAUUUUGGACAAGACUCCCAACCUUGUGGGAACAGUUUGGGGACGACCCCUUCUUGUUCCAACAUGACUGUAGACCAGUGAACAAAGCAACGUCCACAAAGACAUGGAUCAGUGAGUUCAGUGGAGGAACUGGACUGGCCUUCACAGAGUCCUGAACCUGAUAGAACACCUGUGGGAUGAAUUAGAGCAGUGUUUCUCAACCCUUUUUGAACCACGGCCCACUAACAGCAUCUUGAGCCUUCUUUCACCACCACCCCCCAUCCCCGAAGAAGUUUAGAUACGUUAUUCUAAAAGUAACGCGACAAACCUGUAUGUGGAGGAUGUGAUGGGUUACAUAGCUCUGUAGAUUUCCCACCUGCCACCCCGGAAAAUAAAUUUGCACUAUUAUAGUCUGGGCGGACUCCAUAUUAAACCCAUAUUAAAGAAUGGGAUGUCAUUAAAGUUCGUGUGUGUUAAGACAGACGUCCCAAUACUUUUGGUGACAUAGUGUAUGACAGCAGGUUUAACACUCCAAAAACAAAAUAGGAUUUGGUUUCAAAUAUGAUAAUCAGCUUCAAACUGACAAUGAGCACAUUUUCUGUUAAAAACACAUUUCUUUCUAUUAUCACCCACAGACUCCAAAUGUCACAGUCAGCAGCCACUUCACCUAAUGGUAUUUAUAUGAUAACAGUUUUCUUGUUAUGACCAGUCCUUUCUUGUUUUUACACAAUAAUCGGGAAAAGUACGAUUCAUCUGAUGCCUGUAGAGAGACUGUGCAUAUGAGCUAGAACUGUCUUGACUUGUUUAGAUGUUCUUUUUUUUUACCACGCUUGGGAUGAGAUGCAGCCAAAUUGUCACCCAUCCAUCCUCCCUCCUUAUCCUGUGCAGGGUGGCAGGGCAGAUGGAGGCUGUCCCAGCUCCCACUGUUUAACCGAUGGUGUGCACCUGCCCCCAUAAUGCAUCACAUCACAGCAGCUCUUUUCUUUUUCUUACCGUUGAAAAAGCACACGGAUGCUAACAAAUGGAUUGUGUCAUAAUUAUGAUGUCAUCUCAGUGACAUAAAUCCAUUUAAUCUGUAACAUAGUAUAACUGUGUUGUGUAAGAGCAUGAAAGGUUUUGUGAUGGAGCAAGAAAACAGUGAUUGAAAUGUAACAGUAAUUUAAAUUUUUUAUUUACGUGUAGCAAUGAUUCAUUCUAACAUGAGCAUAUGAAUAUAAUUACUACCAAUUAAAAUAGGACCUGGAGCUUAAUGUAACUUGGCAGUAACACUUAACACACUUUAUUUGUACAAGUUGUUGUCAGUAGGAUUACAUUUGAUGGUAGAAACUGUGCAGAAGCUGCGUACAAAUAUUCAAAACUGGAUCAGUCCAUACAUUUGACUGGAAGUGGAGUUCCUGUGGAGCUGCUGUGUUUAUGUCGAGUAUGGGACGUAGAAACAGCAAAGGAUAUUCAAGUGUCUGUGGUUUUGUUCACACUGCAGGUAGAAGUGUUCCAAAUGUUUCUGCUCAUGUGUGAACAGCAAAAACCACAUGGACUCUGGUGAAAUCCACAUCCAUCUGUAGUCCUGAAGGCCCAUUCAUGCUCUACAUUAAAGAUGCAUACGUAUAUGGACAGAGUGUUCUGUUGGUCCUCAUUACGUCCAUAUUUCCAUCCAUCCUCUCAGAGUUUGCGAAUGCAAACCCAAAUUGAGAAUAUGGAGCAGUACCACCAGGAACCAUAGGAGGCAGUGUUGAGCUUUGAAGAGAAUAAUUUCCAAAAAUGGUGGAACUUUCCAUAGAGUGUGUUAGUUGGUGAAAAACUACCGACAUAUUUACAACAACUGCCCCUCUCAAUAUCAAUAUCAGUAAUGCCUCCUCUGUUGAUGCCUUGUUUGUUAUUAUGAACUUUCUUCUUCU
Messenger RNA from Sphaeramia orbicularis (orbiculate cardinalfish), 6720 nucleotides. RefSeq names its product spectrin repeat containing, nuclear envelope family member 3 (gene syne3). Gene Ontology annotation, cellular component: meiotic nuclear membrane microtubule tethering complex; cytoplasm; nuclear outer membrane. The coding region runs from base 149 to 3637 and encodes 1162 amino acids. NCBI's taxonomy places the organism in Eukaryota, Metazoa, Chordata, Actinopteri, Kurtiformes, Apogonidae. Gene Ontology annotation, biological process: nuclear migration. Gene Ontology annotation, molecular function: actin filament binding. The transcript has 18 exons. The record is from RefSeq and is a predicted model, not a curated record.